Messenger RNA from Coniophora puteana RWD-64-598 SS2, 840 nucleotides. Its product is annotated as HMG-box. The transcript is spliced from 4 exons. Bases 1 to 840 code for a protein of 279 amino acids. The record is from RefSeq and is a predicted model, not a curated record. Lineage: Eukaryota; Fungi; Basidiomycota; Agaricomycetes; Boletales; Coniophoraceae.
AUGCAGAUGGGAAUAGCUGCUCAGAUGCGCAACAACGGUUGGCGUGCCGAUUCCGUCAGCUCAAACGAGGACAGGGAUGCCACUGUGCGACGCAGGAAGAGGCUGUCACCAGAGGAUGCCCUCGUUGCUAUUAAGACGGAAGAAAUCAGAGAGAAGGACCACGCUCCCUCAAAGUCUGUCUUGAAACCGCCUAAGCUCGCGCCUUCUGCUUGGCAGUUGUACUUCACAGAUUGGAUCCAACGUCAUCAGCAGACUAGCACGCGGAAGCUGAAUGUUGCCCAGGCAGCCAAGGAAGCCGGUCAAGAGUACGCAGAGCUCAGCGCGGCAGAGAAGGAGCCUUACAAGCGCAAGUCUGCAGCUCUGAAGCAGGAGCGCGAGCGCCAGAACGCCGAGUAUUUGAAGACGCUCACUCCUGACGAUAUCAAGAAAGAGAACGCCUUCCGUACCGCUCAGCGCAAAGCUGGCAAAUCUCGCAGGAGCAAUCUCAAGGACCCCAACGCGCCAAAGAAGCCUCUCAGCGCGUACUUCAUGUUCCUGCAGCGUAUACGCUCGGAUCCCGCGCUCGUCCGUGAAGUCUUUGGUGAUGAGCAGGAGACGACGAAGCAGAGCGUUCUUGCUGCCGCCAAAUGGCGCGACAUGUCGGACGAUGAGCGGAAGCCUUUCUUGGCUCGGGCCGAACAGGAGAAGCUCGAAUAUGAGGCAGCGCGCAGGCUCUACGAGGAGGGCACUCCUGCCCUUGGCACUAACAUCAACUUCAGCAUCCUACCUUCUCAGUCGACCAACAGCCCUUUCGCCACGUUACGACCGAUCAAGACUGAGUCGUUUGGAUCCUUCACCUGA